AACAGGAGGACCAGGCCAAAAUGUUGAGAAACACAGUUUUUAGUCGUUUUCUCGCAAGCACAUCAAAUGGGCUUAUGGGGUUUCCCAAAUGAACGAUUAUUUUAUUCAAUUCGUUACCUUGCCUAAAAUGAUUUUGAAAGUUCAAUAAGCUUGACCUAUUUGGUGUAGGAAUGAUUUUCGUUAGAAUAAAACAAUUAGUCUCUUCCACGGCAUCGUUCAAACAACACUGUGUAAAGGUUUGGAAACUAGUCGUCAAUUGCGAUGCGUACUAUUAUUAUCCUCUGGUGUUUAAUCGCUUCGGAGAUCACAGACGCGCUGAAAGGUGAUGAAUGCACAAUCAACAAACAAAAUGGUAUCUGUCUGUUGCGCUCCGAUUGUACCGAAUAUCCAGAACUACUAAAACUAGGCAUCAGACCAAACAUCUGCGCUUAUAGUAAAAAUCGGGCUCCAGUUAUUUGUUGCCCAGUGCCGGAGCAGGAACGGAAAAGACCUUUGCGAAAAAGCGAACAGUACUGUGAACAGUAUCGCGAGCUCGCUUCGAAGGAGAUCUCCUUCAAGCCACUAUCGCUGAAUCAGGAAUCGGAUCGGCGUGCGUUCGUUCCAAAAUGUGACGAAUCGAUUGGACUGAUUGUGGGCGGCCAUGCGAGCAAACCGGAAGAAUUUCCGCACAUGGCGGUGCUGGGCAUACGCGAGUCAGACGGAACAAUUCGAUUCGAAUGUGGUGGAUCUCUUAUAAGUGAUCGAUUUGUGCUGACCGCCGGGCAUUGUGUAAUCACUCAGUCUGGGGCUCCCAAUGUGGUACGGUUGGGUGAUUACAAUCUCUACAGUACGACGGAUGGAACGACCGGUGUUGAUUUUGAAAUCGAACAGAUACUGAAGCAUCCAGAGUACAAACCGUCCCGGAGCAAAUACAACGACAUUGCGCUGGUUCAGCUGAGUAGAGUGGUCGAUUUCGGAUCUGCGAUCCGUCCAGCUUGCUUGUGGCCGUCGAGCGAACUCAAUGUCACCAAAGCGGUCGCUAUCGGAUACGGUGCGACGGGAUAUUUUGGUGCGCACUCGGACGUGCUUAUGAAGGUUGAGUUGGACAUGCUACCGAACGAAAUAUGCAGUGGAAUGUACCUGGGUGUUAGGAGACUGGACCUUUCCAUAGUCGAAUCGCAGCUGUGUGCCCACUCACCGGAAGGCGGGAAGGACACGUGUCAGGGAGACUCGGGAGGACCCCUCCAAACCACACUGCCAGGACACAGAUGCUUGUACUAUGUGAUUGGAGUGACAUCGUUCGGAAGCGCAUGCGGAAGCUCUGACUCUGCCGGGGUGUACACGCGGGUCGAUUUCUAUUUGGACUGGAUCGAGUCGUUGGUGUGGCCGUGAUAAUGGCCACAACAGAUAGCGUAGAAGCAUGUAGCACUAAAUGUACAAUGUGUACUAUUUAUUUUUAUGAUUUUUAUGAUGGAAGUUUGGCAAUUUCCCACAUAGGCGGAUAAUGAAUGCGAACUCGAGCGAACAUCCAUGGUCGCUCGACGCGUGUCUCUAGACUUGUAAGUCAAUCAAGUGUCUAACAGCGUGUGAAUAUUUAAACCAUUCAAUAGAAUCAUUUUCUAAGGAACAAACAAAAGUAAUACCAAUAUAGUUCAUCAAGAAAACUGAAACAAAUAAUUCCUCGUUGAAGUAGAUUUAGAGUUCCCGUGAACGUGAGCGCGGACAAACACUUUUUUGUUUAUAAUUCAUCAGUCUAUAAAUAAAACGAGAGGAAAACAUCUUGAAACGAUGGGAAGAAACAUUUUCUAGUUGAAAAACAUGUGCCAACGCAAUUCAAAUAAAAGUGGAUUGAUUCAAUAUUUCACAACGAUUCUGAAUUUCCACCGUGGAAUCAAGAUGUUGUUAAACUCACCAUAGUUCACCGACUUCGGUGAACGUGAACGUGAACAGUUGUGAUUAUAGAUGUCAAAAUGUUUCCUCGUUCGUGUUCUUCGUUCGAAUGUCCCAAGACAUUCUGAAAAUUAUUUCACCGUGAAGCCUGGUUUAGAGUUCCCGUGAACGUGAACUUGAACUACAUUGCGAACAAACAACUCAAAAGAUCGUGGUGAAAACAAUGUUUUUGUUCACGUUCACGUUCAUAUUAAAAGUUCGGCAGUAAACGCGAAGUAAAUAAACAUCGAUAUUCAAUAGAGUAAUUCGGAUAAAACAUACAGUUGUUCACGAAUCAACCCGAAGCAACGAAGUUUUUCAACCCGUGCAGAGAUCCGAUUGAAUGAAAUUGCAUCCAUAUUGAAAUUUUCACUGAACACUCGAGAAUUUCCAAACAUAUCCUUUUACAGUUCACGGUGAAAUCAUUUUCAGAAUGCCUUGGGACAUUCGAACGUGAAUAUGAACGGGGAAAUAUUUUGACGUCUAUAUUCAGUACUGUUUUCUCGUUCGCCGAAGUCUGUGAACUAUGGUGAAUUAACCAACAUCUCGAUUCCACGGUGGAAACUCAGAAUCGUUGUGAAAUAUUGAAUUAAUCCACUUUUAUCAAUAUAAAUUGUGUUUAAACAUGUUUUUCAACUAUAAAAUGUUUCUUCCUAUCGUUUCAAGAUGUUUUCCUCGCGUUUUAUAUAUGGACUGAUGAAUUAUUAACAAAAAAGUGUUUGUCCGCGUUCACGUUCAUGGGAACUCUAAGCCCAGCUUGAGCAGCAAUUCUCAAGUUUUCAAUGGAAAUUUCAAUAUGGAUGCAAUUUAAUUCAAUCGGUUCUCUGCACGGGUUGAAAAACUUCGUUGCUUCGGGUUGAUCUGUGAACAACUGUAUAUUUUAUCUGAAUUACUUUAUUGAAGCUCGAUGUUUAUUUACUUCACGUUUACUGCCGAACUUUUAAUAUGAACGUGAACGUGAACAAAAACAUUGUUUUCACCGCGAUUUUUUGAGUUGUUUGUUCACAAUGUAGUUCACCGUUAAAUGAUCGUACUAUUCCACCAUCUGUUCAAGUUCACGUUCACGGGAACUCUAAACCAGGCUUUAUUUCGAAUAAAUGCUGUUGAUACCGUUCAACAGUCGGCGCACACUUUCUUCAGCCACGGCCUUGGCCAGCCGGUUCCACCAAUUCCUGAUUUUUCAGGAUUUCCCAAACUUUUUGAUACUUUCCCUGAUAUUCUGAUAAUCACUCAAUUUAGCCCGAUUUUUUAGAAGGGAUACUGAUUCACCCUGAUUUUUGUACUUUUUUACUUUAUCAGAAUGAAAAUUAUUAGAAAAAAAUGUACGGAAAUGAGAACUGUAACAUUAGCUCUCCGGUUCGCACAAGCAUAAUGCUCAAAUUAAAUCAAAUUCUCCUGGUACAAAGUUUGAGCAAACUUUUUCAUCAAUAUGUGUGAUCAACGGAAUAAGCUUUUCCAGAAUUAUUUUCACUACGCACAAAUAUUUCGAGGCUUUUCAUAACAGUGCUAGAUAGUUUCAAGAAACCAGAAUGAAGAAUUUAAAGAAAUAAUAACGAUAACAGCAUUGCCUUGUAUGAUUUGAAUGUACGAGUAGCUGCAAAAUUAUUGAUGAAGGAAUACCUUUUAGAGUGCAAUCUUACUCAAAAAAAACUUGAAAUUUUGAAUAUUGAUUUCUCUACAAUUCACUGUAGUGAUGCUGUAGGUUUUUGGGGAAAAUAUAUAAGUUAAAGAAGUUAGGCCUUUGGGAAGGUUUUUAAAAAAUUAUAAACGAACUACCUCACUUGAACAUCGAAUUAUGACUGACUUUAUUCCUUACUAAUUAGCCUGAGCUGAGUUCCCUAACGCGGCGUACGGUUAUGCUGAUUCUCCAGUUUGGUUCCGGUGAGCUCGAUCGUGGUGGACUUCGACCUGGCCAAAGCGCUGAGCCUUAGGAUUGUGUAUCGAACGAUAGGUCGAUGUUUCGAUGGGUCGUUGGUAUCGAUGAUGUUGACGGUGCAAAUAUUCAGGUCGAUGCGCCGUCAAUGAUGAUGCGCUGUUUGUUCAUGUGUCGCCCGGAGAACUGAUGCGUUAGCUCUAUUGGAAGUGGGUCACCGCUGUUGUUCGGUGGUUAGUUGAUCUGUUCGUGUAGUACAUGGGGAUGUGGAUGUU
Toxorhynchites rutilus septentrionalis is the source of this 4056-nucleotide messenger RNA. RefSeq names its product serine protease snake-like. Gene Ontology annotation, molecular function: serine-type endopeptidase activity. Gene Ontology annotation, biological process: proteolysis. Bases 262 to 1371 code for a protein of 369 amino acids. The record is from RefSeq and is a predicted model, not a curated record. The transcript is spliced from 4 exons. NCBI's taxonomy places the organism in Eukaryota, Metazoa, Arthropoda, Insecta, Diptera, Culicidae.